GGCUGGGGUCAUUUCACCAUUGACACUACUGCCACUGAGCAAGGCGACCCAGGGAGCUGAAGGGUCGCCGGCUUCGCCGCCCGCAGAAGUUGGUGUCGGUGGGUCAGGACUCGGUUGGGGCUUACACUUGCUGGGAAGUCCCGCCGGGAAAACCGGCUGUCCCCAACUCCGGGGCCCUCAGCGCGGGGCGCGCCGUAGGGGAGGUGAAGUAGGCCCUCACCAUCUUAAGGAAGAGGGCAGGCAGCCACCGCGGUGUUAAAGGACUCCCCGGGAGACUCCCACAGACGGGACAGGAGGGCUUCCAGAGGUAUUUCCAAGCCAGGAUCCUUUAGAUCGAGCAGAUUUCAAUGCUGUUGAAUAUAUCAAUACCCUGUUCCCAACAGAGCAAUCUCUGGCAAACAUAGACGAAGUCGUGAACAAAAUUAGACUGAAAAUAAGGUAAGUAAAACUAUAUGAUUGUUCAUAAUGAAUGGAAAGUGUGUUGUUGAUUUAGUUACUCACCUUCUGGAUCACGCUUUUCUGUGAGAGCACUAAAAUAUCAAGUUUACCGUAGAUAGUAAUUUUUAAAAAAAUUAUUCUUUUAUCUGGGUUUCCAUGUGAACCUCGUAGCAAAGAACUCAAUUCUUUGGCCAGUCUUCAAUUCAUAAAAAAGGGAGGCUACUGUGACAGAGUCUGUUCAGAACAGUUGUAGAAGGAGGCACAAAGGCUUUUCUACUAUAUCUUUAAUAGUUUUAUUUCCCUAGUGGGAAAUGAAGAUGGGCUUAUAUGUGUAUCCUUUGGUAACACACUAGCUGACGAUGUUAGAUCUGCUGGUUGGCCUCGGUGGUGGCCCAGGAUUAACAUUGUGAUUAAUCCAGGAUGUGAUUGUCCAGGAUUAUCAUCUUGUGUCCUUCCUACCUAAGGCUUAUUCUGGUUUCCUCAUGUCUGGAUUUCCAGUUUUGAGACAUGGUAGGUAAUUGGUAAGUGUUUGUUCAUUAUACAAAUAGGUUGAUGUCAGUGCUUCAGAUAUAAUUUGGGGGCUUUUGUUUGUUUUGUUCUUAACUUUUGAUGAGGAAAAGUAUUCAUAAAUCCAGGCGAUGACUUUUUUUUUUUUUUGAGACAAUCUCACUUUGUCACCCGCAGUAGAGUGCUAUAGUGUCAUAGCUCACAGCAAACUCAAACUCUUGUGCUCAAAUGGUUCUUAUGCUUUAGUCUCCCAAGUAGCUGGGACUACAGGCACCUGCCACAGUGCCUGGCUAUUUUUAGAGACGAGGUCUUACUCUGGCUCAGGUUGUUCCAAACUCAUGAACUGGGGCAAUCCACCCCGUUGGCCUCCCAACAGGUGUGAGCCAUUGCGCUCAGGCCGAGAUGACUUUUUUCCCUACAAGCCUUGGCUCUUUCAGUGAAGACCUCUGACCUAUGAAUAUAUUGUUCCAUUGGUGUCUUGAGAAAUACAAAGAAGACUUUUUUUUUUUUCUUUUUGUAGUUUUUGGCCGGGGCUGGAUUUGAACCCACCACCUCCAGCAUAUGGGGCCAGCAUCCUACUCCUUUGAGCCACAGGUGCUGCCCAGAGAACUUCUUUUUUUUUUUUUUUUUUGUAGUUUUUUGGCCUGGGCUGGGUUUGAACCUGCCACCUCCGGCAUAUGGGACCAGUGCCCUACCCCUUUGAGCCACAAGCACCGCCCAGAAAACUUUUUUUGUUGGACUUUAGCUGUAAGAAUCCUAGUGGACCACUAAGUUCUUCAGGGUUUGCAUAGAACAUGGAAAUUCUCUGAUGAUCCAAAAAUCACUUGCAAGCUAGUUAUUUUCCACUUUCUCCCUACCGUACCUUUGAUGGAGUCUUCAAAUGAAAAAUGAAAUAGACUGAUACAAAUUCCUCUGACUGAGGUGCCAUUAAUUAUCCCCUGCUGAGCCACAGGGGAAAAAGGAGCUGGAAGCUGUACGUGAUCAGGGCCCGGAAGGAGACUGGAUGACAAUAUUCGAACUGUUGUAAGAGGUCAAACAAAUGUGGGACAGGAUGGAAGGCAAGCCCUUGAGGAGGCUCAAAAAGCUAUUCAGCAACUCUUCGGCAAAAUCAAAGAUAUCAAAGACAAAGCAGAAAAAUCAGAGCAGAUGGUGAAGGAGAUCACCCGUGAUAUUAAGCAGUUAGAUCAUGCCAAACGCCACCUGACCACCUCUAUCACAACACUGAACCACCUGCACAUGUUGGCAGGCGGCGUCGAUUCCCUGGAAGCCAUGACCAGGCGAAGACAGUAUGGAGAAGUCGCUAAUCUCCUUCAGGGUGUAAUGAAUGUCCUAGAGCACUUCCACAAGUAUAUGGGAAUCCCACAGAUCCGGCAGCUGUCUGAAAGAGUGAAGGCCGCACAGACUGAGUUAGGACAGCAGAUCCUGGCUGACUUUGAAGAAGCAUUUCCUUCCCAGGGGACCAAGAGACCAGGAGGACCCAGCAAUGUCCUACGAGAUGCGUGUCUGAUUGCUAAUAUUUUGGAACCCAGAAUCAAACAGGAAAUCAUCAAAAAGUUUAUUAAACAGCAUCUGUCAGAGUAUCUAGUACUUUUUCAAGAAAACCAAGAUGUUGCCUGGCUAGACAAAAUCGACAGACGCUAUGCCUGGAUAAAACGCCAGCUUGUGGACUAUGAGGAGAAGUACGGCCGUAUGUUUCCACGUGAGUGGUACAUGACGGAGAGGAUUGCAGUGGAAUUUUGCCACGUGACAAGGACAGAACUUGCCAAGAUUAUGCGUACCAGAGCUAAGGAAAUUGAGGUGAAAUUGCUUCUUUUUGCUAUUCAGAGAACAACUAACUUUGAGGGAUUUCUUGCAAAACGCUUCUCUGGCUGUACCCUGACGGAUGGAACUCUGAAAAAACUCGAGUCUCCACCCCCAUCUACCAAUCCCUUCCUGGAAGAUGAGCCAACACCAGAGAUGGAGGAGCUGGCAACAGAGAAAGGAGAUUUAGAUCAACCGAAGAAGCCUAAAGCCCCGGACAAUCCAUUUCAUGGCAUUGUUUCCAAGUGUUUUGAGCCUCAUCUCUACGUGUAUAUUGAGUCCCAGGACAAGAACCUUGGAGAGCUAAUAGAUCGGUUUGUGGCUGAUUUCAAAGCCCAGGGGCCACCUAAGCCCAACACUGACGAAGGGGGUGCCGUGCUCCCCAGCUGUGCUGACCUCUUUGUCUACUACAAGAAGUGCAUGGUGCAGUGCUCUCAACUCAGCACCGGGGAGCCGAUGAUCGCCCUGACCACCAUCUUCCAGAAGUAUCUCCGAGAAUAUGCCUGGAAAAUCCUCUCCGGCAACCUGCCCAAAACCACAACCAGCAGUGGAGGGCUGACCAUCAGCAGCCUCCUCAAGGAAAAGGAGGGCUCAGAAGCGGCCAAGUUCACCCUGGAGGAACUCUGCCUCAUCUGCAGCAUCCUGAGCACGGCAGAGUACUGUUUGGCCACCACCCAGCAGCUAGAAGAAAAACUCAAAGAAAAAGUUGAUGUAAGUCUGAUUGAACGAAUCAAUCUGACCGGAGAAAUGGACACUUUCAGCACUGUCAUCUCCAGCAGUAUUCAGCUGUUGGUUCAGGAUCUGGAUGCUGCUUGCGACCCUGCCCUGACUGCCAUGAGCAAGAUGCAGUGGCAGAACGUGGAGCAUGUUGGUGACCAGAGCCCCUACGUCACCUCUGUCAUUCUUCACAUUAAGCAGAAUGUCCCCAUCAUCCGUGACAAUCUGGCUUCCACACGGAAGUACUUCACUCAGUUCUGCAUUAAAUUUGCAAACUCCUUCAUUCCUAAAUUCAUCACCCACCUCUUCAAGUGCAAGCCAAUUAGCAUGGUGGGAGCAGAACAGCUGCUGCUGGACACCCACUCCCUGAAGAUGGUGCUGCUCGAUCUCCCCUCCAUUGGCUCUCAGGUGGUGAGGAAAGCACCUGCCAGCUACACUAAGAUCGUUGUGAAAGGCAUGACCAGGGCCGAGAUGAUCCUCAAGGUUGUGAUGGCCCCUCAUGAACCCUUGGUGGUGUUUGUGGACAACUACAUCAAACUCCUCACAGACUGCAACACAGAAACGUUCCAGAAGAUACUGGACAUGAAGGGGCUGAAGAGGAGCGAGCAGAGCAGCAUGCUGGAACUCCUGCGCCAGAGACUCCCCACCCCGCCCUCCGGAGCAGAAGGCUCCGGCUCCCUGUCCCUGAUGGCUCCAACACCAGAACAGGAGUCAUCUCGCAUCCGCAAACUGGAGAAGCUAAUUAAAAAGAGACUAUAGGGACACACAGGCACUUUCUCCCCCCUGGCUGAUGACCCUCAGCACCCAGUCCCCUGGAAGGACCCCACCCCACCCCCAACCUCUUCUCUGCUCCUGUGAUUCUCAAAUCAUCAGUCUUGAAGAUUUCUGGGACAUUUGGGUUGUUUAUAAGUGUCUCCCAUGCCCUGUCUUAAAUCCUGUCCAGGUUGGAGUGGCUGAGUAAGGGCCACAUUAUAAUGAGGUGGUUUAGAUUACCUUUGAUUCCUGAAGUAGAGGGACCAGUGUGAAAGGGCCUGUGUUCACGCUGUUCCUCAGUGCUCUUCGCUGGGGGAAUUGUCGGUGGUUCACGUGGCCUCACCACAGCAGUCAUACCUCUGACACGUGGACCUUACUCCCUCCUGCAUGUCUGUCCAGGCAGCUUGGACGAGGAAGUCGGGAUCCCUCCCCUUCCUCCCUCUGCUGCUAUUGAGGUUACCUCUUCGGCCAGAAUGCUGAGUCUUCUUCCCGCACCUCUGGGUUUGGUUCUAGGGCCUAAGUUAAUGAUGUGGCAGAUUACAGGUGUAGGAAGCCGGCCUUUCUUUAUGAAGGCAAUGGAAGUGUGCACACUCUUCCAUGUAAAUCCCAUUUCCUAGUACUUAUUUUGUUUCUGGUACUUUUCGUGACUUGGCCAGGUAAUCCCUGCAUUCUUCCCAUUUCUCAGUAAUCUCUAAAGGAGAGAUGCCCUCAAUCUCCCUCAGCCUAGAGGGUUGUACGUGCCAGGCCUUAGAAGCAGGUGUCCCGUCUGCCGGAAGAUCCCCGACAGGCGUCUGAGGCAGACCCGGGUCUGAGUGGGAGGGAAGGUUCUGCUGAGUGCACUCACUGGGCUGUGUGAGGAAGUUCUAUCCUCCAUUCCUUUGAUUCCCACUCUGCUUCCGACUUCCCAACAAGCGGUUGCCUUCUGUCCAGAAAAAUCAGAAAGUUCUCUUGGAAAACAUUUCCUAGGCUUUCCCCUCAGAUGAAGCUGUGGGAACACCCAGGAAGCCUGUGUCCCCUAAUCCCCUUCCUGUCUAUCCAUUUGCAAAUCCAGAGUACUCCUAAAGUCACCUGAAACAGCAAAGGUGAUGUGGGGUGCCCAGGGACAUGUCACUGUGUUCAUCCUGAGAAAGAGCCUUAGUCCAUGGAGACCUUAGGAACAGAAUGUUGGCCUUGAACACCAGCUGGGAACCCUGCACAGCUCAACAUGCAGCCUGUCCCCGGUCUGCCCCUCCUGUCCACCCCCAGAUCUCUGCAGAGCAUGCAGGUUGGAAUCUCCCCAGAGAAUGGCUUCCAUCCUCUCAAAUCACCCUGAAUCCAGAAAACGGGCAACACGUCAGGUGGUUGCCCCCGUUCACUUGGUUCACUAGAAACUAAGCCUCAGUUUGCCAGGACCACAGCCACAGCCAGUCAAUGCUGGUGUCAGCUCUUGUGGAAGAAGAAUAUUUGUUGACCAGCUGGGGGGAACUCUGGGGAGGAAAGUGGCUCUGUCUACACAGAAUGCACAUAACAGGCCUCAGGAUGAAAUCAGGACAUCAAGUAGCAACUCAGAAAUGAGUUUUCAGGACAGAGGAAGUUUCCUAAAAAUCCAUAAGACGCGUGACAGCAUCCAGGAGGAAACUUUAAUGUUUAAAAAUCUGCCCAGAAACACUGACUCGUCCUCCCCACCUCAUGUUUCCAACGUCACCGCUCUGUACUGCUCCCCUGCCCUCCCGCCAGCCUUUCUCCCUGACUCUGUCCCUCAGUCCCCACUUGGAUCCUGGGCCUCAUUUCUUCUCGUUUCCAUCCUAUUCUUGCUAGUCGGCACGCUCUGGCAUAUUGCACAUUUAAACUUGAGAACACUG
Molecule: messenger RNA, 6056 nt
Organism: Nycticebus coucang (slow loris)
Lineage: Eukaryota; Metazoa; Chordata; Mammalia; Primates; Lorisidae
Gene: VPS53
Product: VPS53 subunit of GARP complex
Exons: 22
Coding region: 2092-4221 (709 amino acids)
Biological process (GO): retrograde transport, endosome to Golgi
Cellular component (GO): GARP complex
Source: RefSeq, a predicted model, not a curated record